Messenger RNA from Penicillium pulvis, 996 nucleotides. RefSeq names its product FAD-dependent oxidoreductase. Gene Ontology annotation, molecular function: oxidoreductase activity. Gene Ontology annotation, cellular component: mitochondrion. NCBI's taxonomy places the organism in Eukaryota, Fungi, Ascomycota, Eurotiomycetes, Eurotiales, Aspergillaceae. The coding region runs from base 1 to 996 and encodes 331 amino acids. The transcript has 3 exons. The record is from RefSeq and is a predicted model, not a curated record.
AUGAGUUCCCAGCGUGAAGACUCUAUCCCUCAUGAGCUGCGCACAGCAGCCGAACCCCGGCAAAACAGAUUGUACCCGGUGCAACUCGCCCAUGUGGAGCAAGUGAACCGAUCCAUUCGGUUGCUGCAAUUUACUAUUCCGGGCCCAGAGAAUGGCGAUCAACAACAACCCUUCUCUUUCCUGCCGGGCCAAUGGCUAGAUGUGCACAUCCCAUCUAUAUCCAACGCCGGCGGGUUCACUAUCACUUCUACCCCGGCAGAUGCCCAGGUAUUGCCAUCACUAGAUGAUUCAGAUGCCUCAUUUGCCAGAGAAAAUGUAGCUGCAUCACUAGCCUCGCAAGGCAGGGCCCCAUAUGUGGAGCUCGCGGUCCAGGACUCGCCGUCCAACCCAGCGGCUGCGUGGCUAUGGAGGCCCAAGUAUGAGAUCAUCGGUAAAGAGGUGAACAUUCGGGUAGGAGGGAGCUUUGUCUGGCCACCGACUGGGAUAAAUGUCCAUGAGGUCAAAAAUGUGGUUCUAAUUGCUGGCGGUGUGGGGAUCAAUCCCUUGAUCUCAAUAUUAUCUCAUAUAAACCAAAGCAAGCCUACGAACCAACUCAAUGUCCAUAUUUUAUACUCCAGUCGACUUCCUCAAGGACAAGAAACGGAGACAUCCGAGUCUAUCCUUGAGCAGAUUUUGUUUCUUCCGCGAGUGCGACAUAUCAUCUCUUCUCACGGCCCAGUUUCUCGACUCAAUAUUAGUCUGGACCUAUUUCUGACUUCCGCGUCAGCGAGCCAAAUUUCAUUCAAGUCUCCUGCUGAUUUGACAAUUCACUUGAGACGGAUAAACGAUCAGGAUUUGCAUUCAGCGCUCGUGAGUGGGAGUGAUAAGCUGGUUCCAAAAGAAACCGUGGCUUAUGUUUGUGGGCCCCCAGUCAUGACAGAUGAACUUGUUAAGAAGCUCCAAAAUAUUUUGGAGGAGGAUGGGACUCAAAGAGUGUUUUUUGAGAAAUGGUGGUGA